Molecule: messenger RNA, 615 nt
Organism: Pediculus humanus corporis (human body louse)
Lineage: Eukaryota; Metazoa; Arthropoda; Insecta; Psocodea; Pediculidae
Exons: 5
Coding region: 1-615 (204 amino acids)
Biological process (GO): vesicle-mediated transport; protein secretion
Cellular component (GO): Golgi membrane
Source: RefSeq, a predicted model, not a curated record
AUGGCCUCUGCUAAGGCACAUCUUUUAGGGGAUGUGGAUGACACCCUGCAGUUUGGUGAAGAAGAAGAAGAAAAUACAAAUAAAUUAAAGCAUCCAGUUGUGACAUUUUUUCAUUUAGCUUUCAGAGUAUCUGCACUAUUAGUUUAUAUAUUAUGUGGAUGGUUUAGUAACAGUUUUAUCACUAGUUUUGUUAUUGUAGUUUUAUUAUUAUCAAUGGAUUUUUGGACUGUAAAAAAUGUUACCGGACGUUUAAUGGUUGGUUUAAGGUGGUGGAAUUAUGUCGAUGAUGAUGGAAAAUCUCAUUGGGUAUAUGAAACCAAAAAGGGAUCUCAACAGAAUAGAAUUAAUUCAUCAGAAGCAAGAAUUUUUUGGUUAGGAUUAAUUGUGUGCUCUCUGAUUUGGGUGAUACUUUUUAUUGUAGCUUUGUUAGGAUUCAAAUUAAAAUGGCUGCUUUUAGUUUCAAUUGCUUUAGCUCUGAAUGGAGCCAAUUUAUAUGGAUAUAUUAAGUGUAAAGUCGGAGCCAAUGAAGGUUCUUCAUCGUUUUCAAAUUUUUCUUCAAAUUUUGUUUGGCAACAAUUAAUUAAAAAUGUGAGUAAUAUUUUACUUAAAAAGUAA